Lachancea mirantina is the source of this 1110-nucleotide messenger RNA. Lineage: Eukaryota; Fungi; Ascomycota; Saccharomycetes; Saccharomycetales; Saccharomycetaceae. The record is from the annotation of a GenBank genome assembly.
AUGCGUAGGCAAGUCCGGGCUGCCUGGAUGCGGGCCUGCAUGUCGCCUGCAUGUCGCGCAGCGCGCGCGCUGCGCGCGCUGCGCGCGUGCCUGCCGCGUGCAGCAGCGGGCGUCUGCUUUGCCGAUCGCCGGGCGCGUGCCUGUCGCAGCAGCCCGGUGCGCGUGCAGCACCCACACACCGGCGUCCCCGUCUGCGCGGGCGCCGCAAAAGAAAACGGCUUCAGCCCCUGCCGGGAGAGGCCCCGUCGCCUGCCCCCAUUCCGAUCGGCUUUCCCUGCCCAGCUCCCCGCCCAGCUCCCCGCCCAGCUCCCCGCCCAGCUCCCCGCCUGUCCCAUGCCCAACGCCCCCGCCUCGACCUUGCUGCCCCACGCGCUCGCCCACUUCCCGCCGGAGCUGCCGCUGGGCUCCGAUUCUCUGCUCCGCACCGUGGUCACCAUCGACCAGCACGGGCCGACCUUGCACAGCCCCGCGCACGCCACGCAUCGCGCGGACGCCGAGCCGUGGCUCGCGUCCGCGCUGGACCUGGUCGCCGCGAAUCUGGGCUCCACCUACGCCCGGGUCUCGCGCCAGCUGUACGGCAACAACCGCGCUUGGCGCGCCAACAAACGCGACGAAAUGCGCACGCCGGGACUCGUCUACGUGUUUUACAGCCAGAUGGCGUCACCUUCGGCGCUGGCAUUGUUUCUGUCGUUUCUCGUCACGGACGAGCCCGACCUCGCGCCCGAGACCGUCCCGCCGCAGGUGCUCUACCUCUACGAGAUCCACGUCGCGCCCAGACACCAGGGCAGGGGCCUGGGCCUGCGCAUGCUCUCGCAAUGCGUAUUCCCAACGGCGCGCGCGUCGCGCGUCGCGGGAGUUGAGCUCACCGUGUUCUCAAACAACCAGCCAGCGCUGCGCCUGUAUCAAAGGGCAGGCAUGCGGCUUGCUGCGUGGUCGCCGCAGGACCGCGUUGUGUCUGCUCAGCGGCGCCGCACCCGCGCCAUGCAGUACGCGCAGGAGGCACGCGUCCGCCCCGACUACUACUUGUUUUUCUGGGGCUGCUCCCCCGACACGGACCGCGUCGUCAUCGGAACUGGUCCGCUUACGAGAGCCGAGCCCCGCCAAGCUUGA